Messenger RNA from Teleopsis dalmanni, 1327 nucleotides. Its product is annotated as borealin-like. The transcript has 6 exons. Bases 389 to 1327 code for a protein of 312 amino acids. Gene Ontology annotation, biological process: mitotic sister chromatid segregation. NCBI's taxonomy places the organism in Eukaryota, Metazoa, Arthropoda, Insecta, Diptera, Diopsidae. Gene Ontology annotation, cellular component: chromosome passenger complex; chromosome, centromeric region; spindle midzone. The record is from RefSeq and is a predicted model, not a curated record.
UCUUAAAUAUUUCUGUUUGAGUACGACUUUACAUAUGCCAACUGUCAAAACACAGUGGUGACAACUCAAGAUAAAAUCGAUGCCGCCAAAUAGAAAAAUUUCUGAACAGAAAAACGAAGUUCACAGCAAAGCAGCGUUUGUCAGAAAACUAACGGAAAACGAAGUUUACAAUCCAACGGCGUGUGUAAAGCAGCGCGUUGCAAAUCUGUAAUAAUUGUAUAUUAUCUAAGUACUUUAAUAAAGCCACAUUAGAAGUGAAUAUUCUGAUUGUUGCCGAGAGUAAAAAAUAUUUACUUCGCAAAGGAAAAAGAACCUUGGUUCUUAAUAUAUUUGUUUUGUAUUUUAAAGUACAGAAAUCUUGUAUUGGCGAAAGUAUAAAUUAAACGCCAUGCCGCGUACCAAAAUAUCCAAGACAACAAAGCGCAACCGUGAAGCUGCUCAUCGUGAAGAAAAAAUUCGUGAUUAUGAAUCAUCGGUGGAUUCGGGACUGAUAGCUAUAGAUACAAAGGGAAUGGAGUUUGUUAGUGAUCUAGAGAAUGCCAUGAAAAUGCUUAUAGAUCGUACAAGUCGCCAGUUAUUGAAAAUGAAGUUUGGAGAUUUUAUGGCCUUGAAUCUGAAAUCUUUCAAUGAUUAUUCCGAAAAUACCAGUUCACUUGAAAAUAUAAAUGCAUCAAAAUCCAUGUGCAAUAGCGCCACGCAAAUGCGGACUUUAAAAGUGCCCAGUAUGAAUGACGAAGAGGGCUAUUUUACAGAGGACAGCACACGCAGUAGUUAUCUUGGAACUGGUGCAUUAACUGCUUAUUUGAGCGUUCCUCGUAAUACAUUACAGCAGCAAAAUUCGCAGCGCGGUCGUACACCCGGUCCACUAAGCUCAGCGCGUGCUCGUAAGCCUCGACGAUCUCGCUCAGCCUGUAAUAUGCAGGGUUCAGCUAUUAAGCCGAAGUUGAGCGCAAUGUCAGAUCAUGCAUCUCGCAGUAAAAUGCGUACGCCAAUAGCAUCACGUUCGAAAGCAUUAAGCGCCGAUCGCACAGUUAACUCCUACCAAUCACCAAAGUCACCGCCUACAGCAUUUAUGCGCUGGCCAAAACCGGGAGAAAUGGUGUUAUCCGUCUGCGGAAGUCCAGUAGUAGCGCAAGUUAUGCCAGAUAAGUUUGCCAAUGUCAAUAUUCCAGUAAAAAAUGGCGUACUGUCUUUGCGGCCCAAAAAAUUAAAUGAACUGAAACCAGACAUUGUGGAAGCAAUUGAUCCUGAAACGCUUGAUCAAAUUAAGACACUUCACGCAAAUCUUAACGUUAUAAUGAAUAUGGCAAACAAAGCCAUGAAAUAA